UAGGAAAAGAAUAGUUCAGUUUUCUCUUGAACCUCGUCGUCGCAACAGCGUCCGCUUCAACUUUCUAGUGAUCCGUGUGACGACACUUUUCUCUCUAUCCAUCGGUGUGAAACUGGCGGAAACUGGACACGGGAUGGAUGACGUGAUUGUUUUACUCUUGUCAGUGAUGGCCAUUCUAAUAGGAUCCAGUGCCCAGCAUCAGAGUGGUUUACCCCGCGCAGGAUUAAUUCGUCAAUCGUCCGUCCCAUACGCUGGCCACAGGAGAUCAUGGCCACCAAAUUCCCUGACGUACGACGAAAGGGACGGGGAAUCGUAUCAAAGCGGAGGCGACGGACACAACCGAUUUGCUCAAUUGAAAAAGAAAAUGUCGAAAUGGUUGAAGAAGAGAGAGAAGAAUAAGAAAUCGGAACAAGAAGCUUUCGAUCCGGAUAACAUGGUCAUAGUACUGGACGCAGCCACCCCCGCCUUCGAUCAACAGUUUUCGGCCAACGGAUCGAUUCCGGACGACGGAUGCGACUCCAAUUCAGUGCGGUUCGACGACGGCCAAUGCUACCUUCUGCUGGGGAGGGAACCCUGCAAGGAUCCAAGACAUUGGGUCACGGUUGACUCAUCCACAUACAAGGGGCGGUGCACUCCGCGCCUUUGCGGAAGAGACAGGGUCUUUGUUGUACGAACGGGACUUUGUCACGACAUUUACGACACAUCCGAGUGCCGCGGAGGCCGUCGUCUUUACUAUUCCCAAUACGGAAAACCGGUCUGCGAUUGUCCCAUCGGUCACUAUCCAUUCCCGUACCCUCAGGACAAUUGCGUCCGACUUUUUACCCAAGGACCAUGUCCCUACGGCCAAGUGUUGUCUAUAAACUCGUUGGGUGAUUUGAGUUGCAUGGCAUCUCAGUGCUCGGCUAAACCGCCGCCCACCUAUUACAGGCUGGACAAUUAUCCACCCGAGGAGCAGAGGCCAAUGCUCCCGAACGAAAACGGGGAUUGUUACGAAUUAGGAUCGGCUGAUCCUUGUUCGAGUUACGGCUAUGCCCCCACUAACAAGGUGCUGGGAUACGACGUUGUCAAGCGCCAGUCCGAGUGCGUGGACGUCGGUGAUGCUUGGUCGCCCUAUUUCAAUUCGCAGGAGGAAAACGAAUUACUCGACACCGUCUACGACCAGUUCACGCCAGAGUACGACUUUUUCCGCAUCUGGCUCGUCUACCAGGGUCUCCAGCUGGAAGAGGCGGUGAAACCUGGCAAAAAGAAGAAGAAGAAGAAGGUCAUCAAUGGCAAUUACCAAAAGAGGCAAGACACUUUUGGCAUUUUUCAAGUUCCCGGCGGCAGAAUUCCGCUACUGAAUCCUAGUCGAUCUGGAUACAGAGUAGGCAAAGGCACCAAUCCCAUCGUGCCCGAGCGAGUUCGAAGAGAUCUUUCGAUCAGACAAGCUGUCAAGCCCGCCAUUUCAACCAACUGUAGUGGCAAUCAAGCAUUCAUCGCUGCAACUGGUCAAUGUCAAAAUCGUUUUUUUUAGCAGCAUACCUAUUAUUUAUUAUCUAUACGCAUAUAGUCACCAUAGAAUCAAAUUUCCUACGUACGUUUUUCUUGUCGAUCGGACUCUUGCUCCCGAAUUUAUCCACCGUUAUAACCAGCUCAAUAAACAAUUCUUGUACAUUUCUA
Messenger RNA from Daphnia pulex (common water flea), 1659 nucleotides. RefSeq lists its product as uncharacterized. The coding region runs from base 134 to 1513 and encodes 459 amino acids. The record is from RefSeq and is a predicted model, not a curated record. The transcript is spliced from 4 exons. Lineage: Eukaryota; Metazoa; Arthropoda; Branchiopoda; Diplostraca; Daphniidae.